Colius striatus (speckled mousebird) is the source of this 1422-nucleotide messenger RNA. RefSeq names its product potassium voltage-gated channel modifier subfamily S member 1 (gene KCNS1). The record is from RefSeq and is a predicted model, not a curated record. NCBI's taxonomy places the organism in Eukaryota, Metazoa, Chordata, Aves, Coliiformes, Coliidae. Gene Ontology annotation, cellular component: voltage-gated potassium channel complex; membrane. Gene Ontology annotation, molecular function: delayed rectifier potassium channel activity; protein binding. The coding region runs from base 1 to 1422 and encodes 473 amino acids. Gene Ontology annotation, biological process: regulation of delayed rectifier potassium channel activity; potassium ion transmembrane transport; protein homooligomerization. The transcript is spliced from 2 exons.
AUGGUCAACAAGACCUUAACCUACUGGGGUCCCAGUUUUGAGGAGGACGUUAUCAACAUCAACGUGGGGGGUCUGAGAAGGCGGCUCAGCUCCAGCGCCCUCUCCAAGUUCCCCGACACCCGCCUGGGCCGCCUGCUCUCCUGCGACUCGGAGGAGUCCAUCCUGCAGCUCUGCGAUGACUACGACGUGAGUGCCAGGGAGUUCUACUUCGACAGAAACCCCGGCUUCUUCCUCUACGUGCUCCACUUCUACCAGACGGGGAAGCUGCAUGUCAUGGAGGAGCUGUGCGUCUUCUCCUUCUGCCAGGAGAUCGAGUACUGGGGCAUCAACGAGUUCUUCCUGGAUUCCUGCUGCAGCAACCGCUACCACGAGCGCAAGCUGGAGAGCAGACACCACAACUGGGACGAGGAGAGCGAGGUGAGCAGCGUGGACACGUCCCCUGAUGAGAUCUCCGACAUCAACCACGAGCUGCUGCGCUACAGCACGCUGCGCUGCGGCAACCUGCGCAAGCGCCUCUGGCUCACCAUGGAGAACCCCGGCUACUCCAUCCCCAGCAAACUCUUCAGCUUCGUGUCCAUCAGUGUGGUGCUGGUGUCCAUAGCCACCAUGUGCAUCCACAGCAUGCCCGAGUACCAGGAGGUGGAUGAGAACGGCAACGUGCUCGAUGAACCCGUCCUGCACCAGCUGGAGUAUUUCUGCAUCUCCUGGUUCACCUUCGAAGUGUCUUCCCGCCUCCUGCUCUCCCCCAGCCCCAGGAAGUUCUUCAAGCACCCGCUGAACCUGAUUGACAUUGUCUCGGUGUUGCCCUUCUACUUCACCCUCUUGGUGGACGUGACCAUGGGCAGUGACUCGGAGCUGGGCAACCUGGGCAAGGUCGUGCAGGUGUUUCGGCUCAUGAGGAUAUUCCGGGUGCUGAAGCUGGCUCGGCACUCCACUGGACUGAGGUCUCUGGGGGCCACCUUGAAGCACAGCUACCGGGAGGUGGGGAUCCUGCUGCUCUACCUGGCUGUGGGGGUCUCCGUCUUCUCCGGCGUGGCCUACACUGCUGAGAAGGAGGAAGACGUCGGCUUUGACACCAUCCCGGCGUGCUGGUGGUGGGGCACGGUCAGCAUGACCACCGUGGGCUACGGCGACGUGGUGCCGGUCACCGUGGCAGGCAAGCUGGCCGCCUCGGGCUGCAUCCUGGGGGGCAUCCUGGUGGUGGCACUGCCCAUCACCAUCAUCUUCAACAAGUUCUCCCACUUCUACCGCAAGCAGAAGGCGCUGGAGGCGGCUGUGAGGAACAGCGGCAAGAAAGGCCUCGGGGACGCGGAGAGCGCGUCCAGCCGCGAGCCGGACUCGGAGGCCGUGAGCGAGGCCUCCCCGGGCGGGGGCAGCCCCGACCGCCGCGGUCUGACCCCCAGCGCCCACCCCACAGCCUGA